AUGCAGUCUUUCGAUGUGAAGGAUGCGUUUCUCACUGUUCGGCAACGUGAUGAACUUUAUGUGUUGCUAGACGGUGUCCCCUACAGAGUCCACUAUUGUUUGCCAGGACAACAGCCGGCUGCGGCAUGGUGGGCUGAACAGCUCACUGAGGAUUUGAAGGAGUCCGGGUUAGUUCCUGAUGCAGCAUGCCCAGCAGAGUUUGGCAAACCAGGAAUGGGUUCCACAGUCCAUGUGGAUGAUGGGCUCAUGGCAGGGGAGGCGGACACUAUGGAGCAUGUUGCAAGCAUCUUGAAAAGUAAGUACAAGCUUGAGUUGUCAGAUGUGGCGUGCGAUGUGGGAGACGUAGUGAAGUUCCUGAAGAAGGAGCUGGUGAUCACAGACAUGGGGGCAAGAGCAUUGCAAGAGGAGAAUGGCGGAGAGCAUGAUUUGAUUGAAUCGGCCAUCUAUGUGCAGCACAUCGUCCAGACGUUGUCCAGUGCCCCAUGUAGGUAUGGUUUCUUGAUGGUCCGACUUGGGUACAAAGGGUUCAACACCACGUCGCGUGAUCAGGUAAAACUGGAUAGGCUGCAUGGCAAAGUUCUGAGACUCCUGGUGCUCAUGGAUGCGAUGAAGGGGGUCACAGCCUAUGAGGUUGUCAUGGUCAAUGAGUAUGAGCCCAACACGUCCGGAAGCUUCAGCCUUGAGGGUAUGCGCUUGCAUAUCGAAAGCGUCUUGAGCUUUUAUCUCCCCACAUGGUUCCUCCUGUUGAUGGUCAUGGUUGGUGUUUGCUUUGUUGCCUGGAUUAUCAGAGAAAUCGGAGCGAGCCGUGAUCAUGGUCGUGAGGGAGGUGGCUAUGGGCUAGAUGGGGAUGUCAGGGAUAGCGGUGAUGAUCAUGAAUGUGAAGAUCAAGGCCAAAGUGAUGGCGAGUCCAAUGUGAGUGAGCAGUGUGAUGAAGAUGUCAUGGGCAAGUGUAUCGUGAACCUGGAUGUGGAUGCCUGCGAGCGGCGACCAGAGUUAUCACCUACACAGCUGAUCAUCAUCAGCGGCUUCACUUGGCUCCAUGCGGUCAAUGCAGACCUCAUGUACUACCUGGAUCGAACCCCCGAGUGA
Symbiodinium pilosum is the source of this 1089-nucleotide messenger RNA. The record is from the annotation of a GenBank genome assembly. NCBI's taxonomy places the organism in Eukaryota, Dinophyceae, Suessiales, Symbiodiniaceae.